CAAGGUGGCAGGUUACACAAAGUGUUGGCCAAAUUGUAGUACUCAGGCUUUGUAUCAGCUCAAGGCUGAAUACUGUACAUUUAUAGAAUUAUUGGUUAACAUACCACCUAAUUUACCCAUUUGUCUCAUCAACAAAAUCUGUAAGUAAUCCUUAAUGGACGAUAUAAGAUGUUUCAUUAAUGUUAACUAAACAGUGUUCACUUUUAAGUGUCAGGCAGAUGAAGCAAACAAGUAGACUUCAGAAAAAUGUUGAAAUAAGUAAAUAAUUAUAUUUCUAGUAGAAACGAUGAUGCGAGGGGUUCUGAUGUUUAGAUGCAGUACACAGAACUUAAGAGGACUCUUGUUUCAGGCGCUUUGCUAUUGGCUGAUUCCACUGAUCGCUAACUGGCUCAAAAAGGGAAGGAUCAGUACCAACAAAACACUGUCAGACUCAGACCCUCUCCAUGCAGUCAGCACAUGAGCCACUGUUGGGGGGUUGUCAGAGAAGAACAUCAUCAACUACGAUAAAACAAUUGUGGAUUUACUAGAAACGUCCACGGAGUGCAGCAUAUAAACGAAUAAAUAAUUAAUUGAAAGCCAGACACUUCUGUGAAAGCGAUGCUGUGUCUAGGUGACUCGGGAGAUUGCCUGCGGGAGCAGGUCCAGCACGUGAUGAGGUCACUGCAGGACCUGAAGCAGAUGAGCAGGCCUCUGAGCGACCCCUCCGGCCGCUCCUUCGCCCCCGCCCACUUAUGCCACCGCCGGGCGGCGCAGCGAGACCGCCUCACCCGCCUGCGUGCCUCGGAGGCGGCCAGCGAGCCCAGCGCCUACGACUCGGCCUGCUGCCUGGCCAGCCCCGUGGAGGAAGGGGAGCACGAGCAGGAGGGCUGUCGGCGUCUGUCGCCGCGAGGUUCCCCCGGCAGCGAGAAGAGCCUGGAGUUUGACUCGGGCUACUCCGAAGCGUCGUGGCAGGACGAGGGCGUGGUGCUGCGGAGGACCAGGAACGUGCGGGUGUCCUCGUCCGCCUGCCUGCGCACCAACCGGGGCUCCGGCGGGCGGGUCCGCCCCAAGUCCACGUCGGACGCGUGCCUGGAGCGCUGGACGUCGUUCGAGGCCAGCGACGACCCCGAGGACUGGACGGCGUCUCUGCUGAGUCGCAGCAGGAACAGGCAGCCCCUGGUCCUGGGGGACAACAGCUUCGCGGACCUCAUCAAGAACUGGAUGGACCUGCCCGAGUGUCCCGAGCCGGCAGAGUUGAAGCCCAACGCGGGCCGGCGCAUGGCCAAGGAGCUGCUGGUCAACGUGCGCAGGAGGCUGGCGGGGUUGUCGAAGAGCGUGGAGGUGAGGGCCCGACCGGCAGACUGCUCCAGGGUGAGCAGGGAGGCGGCCGCUCCCAAGCGCAUGUCCUGCCCCGUGGGCUUCCAGCCACGCAAGCCCUUCUUCCACCAGUCCCACACGGGCCUGCACGAACUGGAGACGGACUUCUACCGGGUUCACCGCCCUCAUGACCACGGGCAGUCGGCAGCCCAUCAUAUGCAAUGACAUCAUCGGGUAUAUCUGAGGGGUGCUAUCGCCACGGACUUUUCUCGGAUUCGAAUACCGUAUGCCGUUGGAUAUUUUUAUUUUUAUAUGCUGUUCGUAUUUCGGUGUCGUUGAAACCGUUGCAAUAAAAAAUGUUUUUAUUUAAUAUGAAAA
Molecule: messenger RNA, 1674 nt
Organism: Hypomesus transpacificus
Lineage: Eukaryota; Metazoa; Chordata; Actinopteri; Osmeriformes; Osmeridae
Product: PAK4-inhibitor inka2-like
Exons: 3
Coding region: 598-1521 (307 amino acids)
Cellular component (GO): nucleus
Molecular function (GO): protein serine/threonine kinase inhibitor activity; protein kinase binding
Source: RefSeq, a predicted model, not a curated record